Antrostomus carolinensis (chuck-will's-widow) is the source of this 584-nucleotide messenger RNA. Its product is annotated as homeobox protein Nkx-2.6-like. The transcript has a single exon. Gene Ontology annotation, cellular component: nucleus. The annotation marks the transcript as partial. Gene Ontology annotation, molecular function: DNA-binding transcription factor activity, RNA polymerase II-specific; RNA polymerase II cis-regulatory region sequence-specific DNA binding. Lineage: Eukaryota; Metazoa; Chordata; Aves; Caprimulgiformes; Caprimulgidae. The record is from RefSeq and is a predicted model, not a curated record. Gene Ontology annotation, biological process: regulation of transcription by RNA polymerase II; cell differentiation.
GAAAAUAUUUGCUCACCCACCCUUUUGAGGCAGACAAGAAGAAAACUGACCCCUGCCACCUCCCCAAGCAGCGACAGAGGAGAAAACCUCGAGUUUUAUUCUCCCAAGCUCAAGUUUUUGAACUGGAACAGCGAUUUAAGCAACAAAAAUACCUCUCUGCUCCAGAAAGGGAAUACCUGGCCAGCGUGCUCAAACUCACCUCCACACAGGUGAAAAUCUGGUUCCAAAACCGAAGGUACAAAUGCAAAAGGCAAAGGCAGGAUAAAUCCUUGGAGCUGGUUGCCCACCCGCACCCCCCACGAAGGGUGGUAGUGCCAGUGCUGGUCAGGGAUGGCAAACCCUGUCUGGGGGGGUCACAGCCGUAUCCAGCCCCAUAUGGUAUCACCAGCCCUUACUCCUAUAGUUCCUACUACAGCACCUACAGCAGCAGCCCGUACGGUGCCACUUAUGGGGGAUGUUACACCGGGGUAGCCCCCAAUGCCAUCCCUGGUAGCCCCACCGUGAGCUUGAGCAUGGCCAGAGCUGCUCAGCACCAGCCCGUGGGUUUGCAAGCCAGCGUGCAAGCGGGGAUCAGAGCUUGGUAG